AAACGUCAAACUGACAUAAGCGAAACAUCAAACAAAGGGAAGUGAAACCAAAACAAAAUCUCCAAUAGCAAAAAUUCAAUCUCUGCUGAAGUCUAGUGUUCAUCGACCAUACGGUGGUUGGUUUGUCCGUUUUGCAUUAUCGAAAGGCUGCUAGCGAUUCAUGAGUUUAUUUUUAAGUAGUGAAAAUCCUGCUAGUGUCGCCCGUUGAAUACGUCCGUCGGUUCACACACGCACGGGCAGGAACGAUGCAAAACUAUGAACACACCAUCGAGGAGUUGACGCAACUGGCGCAGGAAAAAAUCGAGCUUGGCGAAAAGCUGCUCAAAAGCCUUUCGCAGCGAAACACGAUCGAGGGAGUGAAAAAGAUUCAGAAGAAAAUCAGCCAAGAGCUAAAGUUCCUGAACCGGGUGAAAGCGAAUCGGACCGUCACCAUCAACCACAUUCUUUGCAGCAAUCUCACCCAUUUCGGGUGUCUGGUGGACUGUUUGCUGGCGAGCAGUGACGUGAAACACGUCGACUAUCCGCUUCCGGUCGAGGACAGGGCCUGCCCAUUGCGGGUUGAUAUCGUGUGCGAUGGUGGUGCCACCUGGGUCAAGGUGAUUGCCCGCAAUCCAAAGUCGCUCAGCGAUGCGGUGUAUGGGCGGACGAGCUACGGCUCGAAAUCGAUACUGGAACAGGCGGAAGAGUAUGUGCAGGCUGCCUGCAACUUCCCGUACAUGUUCCGACCGCCCACGGUAGUGUUUCGCUUCCUGAGCAAGCUGGACGAAGAGUUGAUCGAGGAACUGCAGCGGAUCGGCGUGCGUGUGGUGAUACUGGCCGAUGAUUUGGGAGAAGAAACGCGGAACGAUGUAACGGCGACAGCAGGUCCUUCCACGGUGCUGUCGGAAGCCACCAAUCCAAAGGAUGAAAUACGAUUGCUUAAUGUAGACGUGACGACGCUUAUAGCGUACUGCAGUGCGAUGACUAACGGAUCUGCUCGGUGGGAAUACAAACAGCCGCUACUCUCCGAACAGGCCUGCUGGGAGCGGGAUAAACCCGUGAAACCGGUGCUGGACCGCUUGUUUGAGGGAAAACGGUUGAUCUGCUGUCAAACGGCGUACGAUUCCUUCCACGACAUCCUGUCGAUAUUGGGCGGUGAGCAGGAGAAAGUGCGCGCCAAGGAGCUGUUCAAUCGCAUUCAUGUGCUGCCAGACGUGCCUCUCGAGCAAGCCCCAAAGGAGCUGCAGUCACUGAAGCUGGGUGGAAAGAUACGCCCGCGGAGCUUGCAGGUGUUCGCCUUCGGGCUGUACCAUCGGGCUGUCACGGUCACCUCCAACGAAGGAUUUACACGCGCGGCCAAAAUGCAGGGACUCGAGGUGCCGGUUUUCCUGCACGACGCAAGGGCUCUGACGGAAGAUAAGGAACGGACGGCUAAACCACUGCCAGAGUGAGCUGAGGAUGUGGUUUGAUCAUCCAUCAAGUGGUGUUGACCGCAAUCGAAGAAUAAAUUAUGAAGGACAAAUGUGCAACGAUAGCAUGCCGUGUCCGCUGUUUCUCAUUCUG
Messenger RNA from Anopheles stephensi (Asian malaria mosquito), 1542 nucleotides. Its product is annotated as UPF0415 protein C7orf25 homolog. NCBI's taxonomy places the organism in Eukaryota, Metazoa, Arthropoda, Insecta, Diptera, Culicidae. The record is from RefSeq and is a predicted model, not a curated record. Bases 246 to 1430 code for a protein of 394 amino acids. The transcript has a single exon.